AUGUUUUUCAGUCACGAGAUCUUGACUAACAACCAAUAUGGUGUCGCAACAAUAUGGCUUGUUGCAACUGUUGGAAAAGGCAGCCAGAGGAAGCUGAAUCGUAAGACCCUCCAAGAGGUCAAUAUCCCCAGAGCGUGUGAGAAGAUCCUCGAUCCCGGAGCCCCUCUUGCUCUACGACUUCAAGGUAAUCUAUUAUAUGGAGUGUCACGUGUCUUCUCUCAUCAAUGCAACUAUGUGCUUUCGGAUGCCGGAAAGACACAGUCGGAUAUGAUGACCUAUUUUCGGUCCAUGAAGACGAGCGAGACUGAUGAAAAGGCCGGAAAGACAAAACGCCAGCACAUCACACUUCAAGACGACCCAAGCUUCGACCCCUUGGCCAUGCUUCCUGGGCUGGACAAGCUACUCAACAGCGAGACUCUCUUCAACUUUACCUCUACUCAAGAGUCGGCCCUUAGAUACUCCCAGAUGUCACCACCUGACAACAUCAGUUUGCCAAGUGCGUGCACCAGCCGCCGCUCCAGCAUUAUUGGCCUGGACCUACCUCCCUCGUCACACUCUAUCGGAAGCUACCAGUUACCUGGUGAUCUUGGCCGUUACAGCUCACCAUUCAACAAGGGCAUCCAUGAGAUAGACAAUAUGCCUGACUUUAUUCCUUUUGCUGAAAAUGAGCUUGACCCGAUAUGCGGUGUUGGUCUUGACUUUGACGGUAAUGGCAACUUGAUCGGGGUAUGCGAUGAAGAGCCUGAACUUCCGCUACUUCGUGGCACCAGCCCAGACCCAUUGCAUACCGCUGGCACUACUCUAACAAGAAUGGGAAAUAUACGAGCCCAAGGUGCUGCUGAUCUUGUUGAGAAACCUUUUCUCGAUUUCGGUGAAGCUGCACUGCCCGAUGCAGAGCCGUUUGCCGUGCACCCAGCCAGCAAAGGACUCAACACCGACACGCCGACACUUACCACAGAGACUACAGAUGGCAAAGGAGUGGUUGCAUAUAAAGCUGCUCCUCGAAGGAAGGUUCGUCUCAUGUUCGAUCAGGAUAUUCGAGUCCCACGAGAUACGUUUCGUGGUUGGACUGAGAACUAUGAGGCCACCAUGCGAGCAGCUCGGAAGAAAGCCAAAAUCACAGCGCAAGCACAAGCUAAAAGAAAUGCUCUGGCCUUUCUAUACAGCAAUGGAAUAUCAGGUGUUGGAGGAUUUGAAAGAGACUUUGGUCUCCGUCAUCCAUUGGCGCCGGACUUUGCGGGCACAGCUCUACAGGCUCGGCUACUGGGAGUACAGAUCGAUGACCACCAAGCCAAUAACACCAGAAAAUCCAGACGACGCAAGUCCCCUGAAGCAUUCGGCGUCGAGGAGGAUGACAACAGAAAUGUAAGGCAGCGCCUAGAAGAAGACGAGUUUGCUCGAGGAGAAGCUGGCCCUACUCUUGGCGGAGGUCUCGAUUUCGACGAUGACACCGCUCCAGAACUUGGCUUAGAAGCAGUCGCACCACUCGAAGACAAACUUACAUCCUCUUUCAUGCCAUGGAGCCGCCAAGGAUCCGCGGCACCUGGCUCAGCAACUCGUGCUCCAGGAAGUGCCCGGAAGUCCACCGCCGCACCGAGCCCCCUCCACGACCGAGGCAGCAUCAUCGGCUCCAUCGAAAGACACAGUGACCCCGUGGAAGACCCUCUUGGAUUCGUAGGGUUCGGUUCUCAGGCAUCUUCUAUUAACUUCGAACAAGACCAAGCGGCUUUGGAUUUUGGUGCUGAAAAUGCCACACCGUCUACCCAGGGGCUAGAUGCCUACAGCCAACGUUUCCUGGGAUACGUCGCAGAGCAAGCAGCCGAGCAUGGAGUCCUUGAAAACGACGGCUUACACAAGAAACACUGGAUUGACUUUGAAGAUCUUGCCAAUCCAGAACUCCACAGCAAGGCAGUCGCAUCACAGGCCUUUCUUCACGUCCUUUCACUUGCGACCAAGAAUCUCAUCGCCGUCAAGCAGGAUGGCAUUGCGAACAAUGAGCCCUUUGGUACUCUUCGCGUUGGACUGACCGCUCAAGUUUUGAACCUGGGCACCACAAUCGUUGAAUGA
Molecule: messenger RNA, 2067 nt
Organism: Pochonia chlamydosporia 170
Lineage: Eukaryota; Fungi; Ascomycota; Sordariomycetes; Hypocreales; Clavicipitaceae
Product: Rec8
Exons: 4
Coding region: 1-2067 (688 amino acids)
Biological process (GO): synaptonemal complex assembly; mitotic sister chromatid cohesion; replication-born double-strand break repair via sister chromatid exchange
Cellular component (GO): synaptonemal complex; cohesin complex
Molecular function (GO): chromatin binding; protein binding
Source: RefSeq, a predicted model, not a curated record